This is a messenger RNA of Musca vetustissima, 2277 nucleotides long. RefSeq lists its product as uncharacterized. The record is from RefSeq and is a predicted model, not a curated record. The transcript has 5 exons. The coding region runs from base 13 to 2277 and encodes 754 amino acids. Lineage: Eukaryota; Metazoa; Arthropoda; Insecta; Diptera; Muscidae. Gene Ontology annotation, molecular function: carbohydrate binding.
UUUUAUUAAUACAUGAGUGUUUUGAAUUGCGGCGAUCUACUUCGUAAAGCCUUUUGCUGUUGUAAAUCAAAACAAAAGGCCACACAGAAUGAGACUAUCCUCUAUCAGGAUGGCGAAGAUGAACCGGUAUAUCAAAAUCCGAACUUGGGCAAAUUGCACGAGGGUGUCAGUUUUACGGUGAAAGGACGAACAAAGAAACAUUGUGAAAGGUUCUCAAUAAAUUUCAUCAUUGAAAAUGCCACACGUGAUGUUGCCCUGCACAUUAAUCCGCGACUACCUCAAAAUUAUAUUGUACGCAACACAAAAGUUCGCAAUGCCUGGGGCCGCGAAGAGGUAGCCUCCGCUUUGCCCUUCAGCCUACGACGUGGCGCUGCAUUUUCCGUACAGAUUCUAUUCACCGACGAAUGUUAUAUGAUCUCAGUGAAUGGUUAUCAUUUUUGUAAAUUCUAUCAUCGUUUGCCUUACGAAAGUGUUCAAAGUCUCGAAGUAAAGGGAGAAAUUGAAGAUGUUACCGUUGAACGGUCCGAAGUGCAAAAUUAUCCCGAACGUUUACCAGAAUCGGUGCCACAAACGGUACGAUUGGGUAGAGCUUUAAGAGAACCAACACUGCCCGAUGCCCAUACGGUAGGUGGUAAUGAGGAUGAGACUGAUCGUGUUGCCGUCCCCAAUGCGGAUACGGAUGAGGACAAAGUCAUAACACAAUGGCGUGUCGUAAAGAAGGCCAACGGUGACAUCGAAUAUGAACCGAAAAUUGUAGCAUUAAAUGAAAUCAAAUUACCCUAUUAUGGUACCAUACCGCGCAAUUCAUUCCAACUGGGACGAGUACUUAAGGUCGAGGGACGUGUCCGUCUACUGCCACAAUCGUUUUACAUAAAUAUGCAGUCGGGUCACAACUGUUGGCCACAUCCCGUUGUAGCGUUGCAUUUAAAUCCACGUUUUACCAAACAAAGUUCCGGUGCCAUUGGGCGAGCCACAGUGAUACGUAACUCAUGGAUCGAUGGUAAUUGGGGCCAGGAGGAACGUUCCGAUUUGGAAACGAAAUUUUUACCCGGCAAACCCUUCAGUUUACAAAUUGUCCAUGGCGAAGAUUCGUUUAAGAUUUACGUAAAUCAUCAAUUGCUGACGGAAUAUAAAUUCCGCGUUAGUCCCAGUACAAUUGAUACGAUAUAUAUACAAGGUGAUAUUAAACUAUUCGAUGUAGCUUUGGAACCAUAUAAAUCGGUCUCCAUUAACGAAGACAUUCCGGGAAAUCCUCUCUAUGCCAACAAUAAAAUUGGAUGGAUUCAGGAGGGUCUUUCGUUUUUAAUACGUGGUCAAAUUCUACCAAAUGGCGAACGCUUCAUUGUGGACUUCUGUACGGAAAAUGCCAGCAACGACAUUGCAUUACGUUUGUCAGCGGUGAUAUCACGCAACAUGAUUGGUCGUAAUACCCGAACGAAUGGUUAUUGGGGCACCGAAGAAAUUACCUCCCUUAUGCCAUUUAACUUGAAACCAGGAUCACAAUUCCUACUACAAAUUCUCUUUACAAUGGAUGCUGUGCUGAUAGCCGUAGAUGGUUUCCACAUUGCCAAAUAUGAACAUCGUCUAUCGUUUUACGAUAUACGAUCAAUAGAAAUACGGGGAGAUGUACAUGACUUACACGUUGAUCGUAAACUUGUCACGGAUUAUCCACAACGUACGGGAAAAUCGAAACAUUUUGUUAGUAUAAGUAAUCGUCAUGCGGAUACGGGUAUCUAUAAUUCGGAAGAUUAUGAACACUAUAGAAAAUAUACAGAAGAGGAGGAGGAAGAAGAAGAGGAGCUUGAAUCGGAAGAAUUACGUCCAUUAUCAUUGCCUUAUUAUGCCUCAUUUCCACGUGGUUUCUUCGAAUUGGGUUACCGCAUGAUGAUUUGGGGUCGCGUUCGCAGUAAACCUCAAUCAUUUCGUAUAAGCCUACAAUCGGGUCACAGCAUUUGGCCACAACCGAAUGUGGCAUUAGUUUUAGAAUUCCAUUUCUAUAUGAAUAGUCAGGGUGAGACGGGAGAACCCAUGGUGCUGCGAAACUCUUUUGCCAAUGGUCGAUGGACGGGUGAGAUUAAAUCGGAAUUAUCCACAGGUCUAAGACCUAAUGCCGAAUUCCGCUUACACAUUGUGCGUGGCAAGAAUGCCUUUGAAAUUUACCUGAAUGAUAGACCCUUAAUGAAUUAUCCCUACAAAGUACAUCCUAAGUGUGUGGACACCAUGUUGGUGUCGGGAGAUUUGAAACUAUAUGAUAUUGAAAUUGAAGAAGGUGAUUGA